AUUUUUAAUGUCAAAACACUCUGAAAAGAAAAGUAAAGCAGUUGAAAAUCGAUAUGAUCAUUCUUAACCGUACUAUCAAUCAUAUAUUCCUACUCCAUAUGUAGCUGCAACAUAUGAAUAACCAAUAGUGGUUGUACCAAAUAUUUAAGGAACAUAAAUAAUAACAGCAGAGCCUACAAUAAUAAGAGAGAGAAGAGUAGUAUAAGGAGAAUCAUAAUUAAUAAAAUAAGAUCAUUUAAUAUAAGAAUAGAAUUGUUGUAUGCCUUGUAUGCCUUGUGUACCAUGUUGUGAUAAGGAAUAAAAGGUUGUUACAAGAUAAGUAGUUUUGAAAGGUAAAGUUAAUGAUUAAUUGUUAGAGAAGUAGCCGAUAGUAUAGAAUAGAAAUGAGGAUUAUGAGAAGAAAUUGGAUGAGAUAGAGAAAUUACACAUUCAAGAAAUUAAAGAGAUGGAAUUAAAGAUGUACUAACAAAUAGAACAAUUAUAGAAUUAAAAGUUAUAGGAGGAAUAACAACGUUAAAUAUUAGAUUUAAAACAAUCUUUGUUAGAUAUAAAGAAUCAAUUGACUUAGAGAAAUUAAUAGAGUUAACAAUAAUAAUAAUAAACUUAAAUGAUUAAUCCAUAUUAAGUGGAGAGAUUAGAAAAUCAAUUGGAGAAAAAGAAAAAAAGGAUUAAGGAAUUAAAAUAGGUGAUAAAUAGUAUGGAAAUAUAAAUAUAAUAAAUGAGUAAUUAAAUCUAAGAUUUGGAUCUAAGAUUAAGAUAACCUAUACCAUAAUCAGUAGUACAUGUUCCAGUACCAUAAGAGAAUUAUGAAUUAAUUAAUUAAGUAAGAUAUAUGGAAUAAGAACGUAAUGCUUUAUUAAGAGAAAUUGAUUCACUCAAAUUUACUAAUUCAGAACUAUCAUCAUUAUCUUUCAGAUAGGAUCCUGAGAAAAUCAGAUUAUAAUAGGAUUAUACUAGGAUGGUUAAUGAUUUUAGAUUUAUAGAGUAAGAGAAUAUUAAGAUGGCUACAAUAAUAGGAUAAAAAGAUGAAUUGAUUAAAUCAUUAGAGUAGAGAAUUAGUGUAGAAUUAUCGAGAUAAUCUAUAUUAUUAUAAUAAUAAUCUCCUUAAAGAGUUGUUCUUGAAUAGACUACUACAACUCGUCCAAUAUAAACAUAAUAUGUAAUCGAUUCAUCAUAGUAAUAUCUUCCAUAACCUAUACAUAAAUAAUAUAUUAUUCAAGAUUAACCUACAUAAACUGUUUAACCAACACUUUUAUAAUAAUAAUAAUAAACACUUCCAAAUGUUAAAAUAAUAUCCUGA
Paramecium sonneborni is the source of this 1300-nucleotide messenger RNA. The record is from the annotation of a GenBank genome assembly. NCBI's taxonomy places the organism in Eukaryota, Ciliophora, Oligohymenophorea, Peniculida, Parameciidae.